AUUAAAUAUGAACAACAAAGCAGGUAAGAGGUUGUCAUGAAUAAUAUAGAAUUUGAAGAAUUUAUGAAGGAUAGGAUAUCACUUCAACAAACUGAAAGUCCCCCAAGAUUAGCUCCAAGAAAAAUAAUAAAGAAGUCUCUUAAAAAAUAUACCCGAGCGAGUAAAGGCAACAAAAAAAAUAGCAAACUAAAAUUCAAGCUAGUAAAAGAAAAUGCUAAGCUCUUGAAAAGACUUCAAAAUCAGAAAUCUCAUUAUGAAGAUACCACAUUGCCUAAUGUCAAGCACAAAUAAGAUUCUUAAAAACAUAUCCAAAUUCCCAACUCCUCAAAAAUCUACUCAAAAACUAACAAGUGAUUAUAACGACAACACCAAACUCUCUGAGCUGGAUUCUCGAGACAAUAGCGUGAACAAUUUUUAUAAUAAAAGCUUUAAUAAGUUUAACAGCUACAAGUUGCUUGAAAGUGAUGCUUAUAAGCGCCAGAGAUUCCACUUUAUGGAUGAUGAAGACAAAAAGCAAGAAAAACAGUUAAAAUUAAACCAGUGAAUCCACGAAUAUUUUUUGAACAAUACUUUUAGAAGCAGAAAGUCAAGUAGGAAGUAUCAGACUACUCUGAGUAAAGGAAUGUAUGAACUCAAACCUGAGAGAAUUGUUGUUUAUAAGAAAGGCAAGGUUCUUGGAGUUGGCAAGAAUACAGGAUAUUAUCUAGUAGAGUUCUCAUAUGACCAAAACAAAUUCAUAAUUCAUCUCAGUGAUAUUGAAACUAGUGAUGAAUACGUAAAAGAACUUACUCUUCAGAGAGCAGAGGAUUUACUUAAGGUCUAUGAAAAUGAUUAUGAUACCUUUGCAGAGACUUUAUUGAUCAGAGGAAACCAGGUUGUUCUUGGAAACAAGCUAAUUAAGAAAAUUGAAAGUAAUGAUAAAAUGUUUGCAAGGAAUAUACAUGAUUGGAAAAAGAAUUCUUUCCAGAUUGAUUCCCAGAAAAAUCGCACUAAAAGCAUCUUAAACAACACUUUUAGAAAAAGAAUUAAAUCGAAAGCUUAUAACACUAUUCAUAAAGUUAUUUUAGCUCAAAGUCAGAUCAGUGCGAUUCAUCAGAGAUCAAAGAGUGUUAAUAAAGCAAUAAAAUGGUUUAAAGAAAGCAAAAAAUUCCAACAAGUUCCUAUAAAGCAAGAAAAUACUCCAUUUACUCGUUCAACGGUCAACCUUGAAAAAUUAGUUCAGAAAAACAUGAUUUUUAGCGAUAUAAUGCAACAUGCAUAAAGGCUGGUUUGGUUCCUAAAAAGUUUCAAUA
Molecule: messenger RNA, 1292 nt
Organism: Moneuplotes crassus
Lineage: Eukaryota; Ciliophora; Spirotrichea; Euplotida; Euplotidae
Source: the annotation of a GenBank genome assembly